Messenger RNA from Temnothorax curvispinosus, 707 nucleotides. RefSeq names its product bis(5'-nucleosyl)-tetraphosphatase [asymmetrical] (gene Apf). Gene Ontology annotation, biological process: AMP biosynthetic process; ATP biosynthetic process. The transcript has 2 exons. The record is from RefSeq and is a predicted model, not a curated record. Bases 232 to 663 code for a protein of 143 amino acids. Gene Ontology annotation, molecular function: bis(5'-nucleosyl)-tetraphosphatase (asymmetrical) activity. Lineage: Eukaryota; Metazoa; Arthropoda; Insecta; Hymenoptera; Formicidae.
GAAAUUGUAGACUAGAAAAAGAAAACUGAAUUAAAUUCUAUAUAUUUCAAAUCGCUAUUUUGAAACUCUGCCCGUCUCGUUCCGAUUGGUCGAAUGUCGAUGUCCAGCCUGCAAUUUUUAACGCGUGAGUCGAUGUCGGUACGGGCUUCAGUGGCUUUAGUAGCUUCCAGUAGCUUCGCGAGUAAUUUUUCGACAUUUCCUACUGUUUCCGACCAUCGGCCGUGAUCGGUCAUGACGCUGCAGCAACGCGCUUGUGGUCUUGUGAUUUUUCGCCGAUUUCAAGGUACCAUUCAGUAUCUACUUAUGCAGACAUCGUACGGAGACCAUCACUGGACGCCGCCUAAAGGGCACGUCGACCCGGACGAAUCCGAUAUGGAGACGGCCUUGCGCGAGACUCGAGAAGAGGCUGGCUUCGUGCCGAACGAUCUCAAGAUCUUCGAGGACGCUAGGCACGAGAUGACGUACGAAGUAAAGGGGAGACCGAAAAUCGUCAUCUAUUGGCUGGCGGAGCUGCUUAAUCCGGACAAGCCCGUGAGAUUGUCGGACGAGCAUCAGGCGUUCGACUGGCUCCCGUUGCGCGAGGCAUGUGAUCGCGCGAGAUACGACGAGAUGCGGAAAGCGCUCAACGAAUUCGAUAAAUACGUAUCGCGAAAUCUUGCAUAGGUGCCGUACGUUAGUUUUCGUCUCGACAGAGAGAGAGAGAGAGA